Vitis riparia (riverbank grape) is the source of this 1583-nucleotide messenger RNA. Its product is annotated as eukaryotic translation initiation factor 3 subunit M-like. The coding region runs from base 99 to 1331 and encodes 410 amino acids. The record is from RefSeq and is a predicted model, not a curated record. Gene Ontology annotation, molecular function: translation initiation factor activity. Gene Ontology annotation, cellular component: eukaryotic translation initiation factor 3 complex; cytoplasm. The transcript is spliced from 10 exons. NCBI's taxonomy places the organism in Eukaryota, Viridiplantae, Streptophyta, Magnoliopsida, Vitales, Vitaceae. Gene Ontology annotation, biological process: cytoplasmic translational initiation.
GCCAUCUUCCGAGGUAGGGUUUUUAUCUCUCUCCCUCCCCUGCUGCUGAAACAACUAGGGUUUCCAAUUUGGCGUUGCAGAGAGAGGGAGCUUCGACAAUGACGACCCUUGUACCUACUUCCGAGGAAGAUCCGGCGCUUUCCGUCGUCCGCUACACCGCCGAGAUUUCCUGGGCCGACGCUGGUCCUGAGGUUGCUGAGCCACAGGUGACUAGAUUAUGUAUGGAAGCUCAAGAAUGCAUGGUGAGGGGCAGAUGGUUGGAUUUGGCAUCAUUAAUGCUCACAUCUGCUGACUUGAUGUUUUCCAAAGCAUCAGAUAAAGAUCUUGAGUGCAUCUUCACUGUCAUCUGUAAUCUUGUCACGAAGUCUGAAAGUCCAGAUGAAGCAUUGGAGAUGGCAAAGUUGAUAUCUGCAAAAAUUACUCAACAACCAAAUGACAAGGCUGCAUUGCGUUUGAAGAUAUUGUUUAAUCUUUACAAUCUAUUAGAGAAUCCAUACAGCCGAUUCUAUGUUUAUAUGAAGGCUCUUAAUUUGGCAGUCAAUGGAAAAGUCACCGACCAUAUUAUACCUUCUUUCAAAAUGAUGGAUAGCUUCUUGAAAGAGUGGAAUAUCGGGAUCUUGGAUCAGAGAGCUCUCUAUCUCAACAUCUCUAAUAUUUUAAAAGAAAAUAAAAGUUUGGGAAAGGAUUAUUUCAAAUUCCUGACCAAGUACUUAGCUACCUUUUCUGGAGAAGAUGCAUAUACCAUGAGUGAAGCCAAGGAAGAAGCUGUCCGCACUAUUAUGGAAUUUGUGAGGGCACCAGACAUGUUUCAGUGUGAUCUGCUGGAUAUGCCUGCAGUAGGACAAUUGGAGAAAGACGCUAAAUAUGCAUUGGUCUAUCAGCUUCUGAAGAUUUUUCUCACUCAGAGGCUUGAUGCCUAUUUAGAUUUUCAUGCUGCAAACUCAACUCUACUUAAAAGCUAUGGUCUUGUCCAUGAAGACUGUAUAACGAAGAUGAGGUUAAUGUCUCUGGUGGAUCUUGGCUCUGAUGAAUCUUGUCAAAUUCCAUAUUCUCUCAUCAAAGACACACUUAGGAUUGAUGAUGAUGAGGUGGAACUCUGGGUGGUUAAGGCAAUAACUGUGAAAUUAAUGGACUGUAAGAUGGACCAAAUGAAUCAAGUUGUGCUUGUGAGCCGCUGUAGUGAGCGUGUAUUUGGGCAGCAGCAGUGGCAAAACCUUCGAUCAAAGCUACUGACAUGGAGGGGUAAUAUUGCAAAUGUCAUCAAUACCAUUCAAGCCAACAAGAUAAGUGAAGAUGGCUCUCAGGCAAUGCAAGGCUUGACGAUACGAUAAGUAAAUCACUGCUUUUUGUCGGCCAGCAUUAUCUAGAGAUAGGUUAGACUGAGAUUGGGGCUGAACUGAAGUGCAAUUGAGUUUCAUUUGAUUUUCCUUUUGACAGAGUUUUAAGUUAUUUUUUGUUUUGUUUUUUCAUUCUACCAAAGCUAAAUGACUACAUGGAUUAGCAUGUAUCAUUCACAAACAUGUAUUGUAUUUAAAAGUUUUGUUGGAUUGCUCCUCCCUUCAAUUUUGUGUGGGAUUUCUUCU